Molecule: messenger RNA, 1286 nt
Organism: Dermochelys coriacea (leatherback sea turtle)
Lineage: Eukaryota; Metazoa; Chordata; Testudines; Dermochelyidae
Product: C-type lectin domain family 9 member A-like
Exons: 8
Coding region: 148-975 (275 amino acids)
Source: RefSeq, a predicted model, not a curated record
ACUCGAACAGUGAGAUCACACUGCCCAUCUCUCUCUCUGUGGGCAAAGACAAGGCAAGUACCAGAUUUAAAGCCUGACUUGUAAACCUUCCAACACAAACAAAGGUAAUACCAGCUUUUAUCCAGGGGCUUUCCUUUUAACUAAGAAAUGAGUGAGCAGUCAGUGACCUAUGUGGACCUCAGAUUUCAUACACCUGCAGAGGAGAAGAGAAAACAAAGACCAAGGCACACCAGGGUAAUAGAAACCAGCGAGCAGGAAAUAACCUGCACUGAUCUGAAGUUUCUCACUCCUUCAAAGCAGCAGAGGCAGCAAAGACUUACAAGUGCAGAGAGCAAAGAAUCUCCUUCUCCAUCUUCACCAUGGCUCAUUACAGUGAUUCUGGGACUCUUCUGCCUGGCUUUGCUAGUAACUGCAGGGGUUUUGGGUGUCAUGUUUCUCCAGGCUUCCCAUCAAGUGAGAAGACAGAAUGAGGAACUUAUCCAGAAACAGGCUAUUCUGAAAAACUUCACUCAGUUGCAGGAAACUCUGAAAAACUGCAUGCAGCAAAGAGAUGAUUUCCAAGCCAAUAACACAGAACUCUCAAAUGUUCUGAAUAAGAAAGUAGAUAAAUGCAGCUCUUGCCCUGAGGGCUGGAUACAGCAUAGAGGGAAGUGUUAUCAUUUUACUAAUGAAAGGAGCUCCAGGCAGAAGAGUAAAGAAUACUGCUCGUUUCAUGGCUCCAGUCUGCUGAGGAUAGGGAACAAGGAAGAACUGGAUUUCAUUAACGGACUGGCGUGUUUUCACUGGAUUGGACUAUUCCGUACGGGAGCUGCUACAAGCUGGAUGUGGGAGGAUGGCACAGCUCAUUCCCCUGACUUGUUCCAAGUAAAGAAGCAAGAGCCUGGAGAGUCCUGUGUACUUUUGAGUGCAGGAGAAGCCACCUCCUAUACCUGUUCAGAACAAUAUCGCUGUAUUUGUGAGAAGAGAGCUGCUUAGCUGAAGACUGCUGAACAGCACAGGAGGAUCACAGCAUCCAUGAGACAAGUACCCAGGGAUGUUCCAAAGACAAAGAGAAAUCACAACCCCUUCAAUUUGCUGUGUUACCCUUCAGACUGAGGGGCUGCAGUUUCAGGUGAUAAAACACCCAGCAUACUGUCAAGAAGCAGGGCAGACACCCCAAACUGGAAUAUUCUCCAGCCAACCAGAGCACUCCCACCAUACUGAAUGACUGUCAUUCCCAUCUGGGUUGAUAAGAGUUGAUUUCAGAGGCCAUUAGUGUAAAUAUUAAUAAAUACUUUGUAAAAAAA